UAGUAGUAUAGUGUAGUCCUAAAGGCCAAACCCAGAGAGGUCUCCUUGUCUCUUUCAUUCUUUUCCCCCAAAUUCUCUUCCCCUUUGGAAGCUCAGAUCCGAGAUCUUUAAGCUUUAGAUCGAGCUAGGGUUCGAUCCCAUAACACCAGUUCAAGCUUGUGGAUUUAGCUUAGUUUUUGCAGAAACAAGAUAAAAUGGGAGGUGGUUUUCGUGUGCUCCAUCUGGUGAGGCCUUUCCUCGCUUUCCUGCCUGAAGUGCAGAGCGCUGACCGAAAGAUUCCAUUCAGAGAGAAGGUGCUAUACACCGUUGUCGCCCUUUUCGUCUUUUUGGUGUGCAGCCAAUUGCCAUUGUAUGGGAUACACUCUACAACAGGGUCGGAUCCAUUUUAUUGGAUGAGAGUAAUUCUUGCGUCCAACCGUGGGACUGUUAUGGAGCUUGGAAUCACACCAAUUGUGACAUCAGGACUUGUGAUGCAACUUCUCGCUGGUUCAAAGAUCAUUGAAGUUGACAACAAUGUCCGAGAGGAUCGAGCUCUCUUAAAUGGAGCACAAAAGUUAUUGGGAAUCCUGAUUGCUAUUGGUGAGGCCGUUGCCUAUGUUUGCUCCGGCAUGUAUGGAAGUGUUGACCAACUUGGAGUUGGAAAUGCUAUCCUUAUUAUCCUUCAGCUCUUCUUUGCUGGGAUCAUUGUCAUAUGCUUAGAUGAGCUACUUCAGAAGGGAUACGGAUUAGGUUCUGGAAUUUCUCUUUUCAUUGCAACCAACAUUUGCGAAAAUAUAAUCUGGAAGGCGUUCAGCCCGACCACCAUUAACAGUGGCCGUGGAGCUGAGUUUGAAGGUGCUGUUAUUGCUCUGUUCCAUCUACUGAUAACCCGAACAGACAAAGUUCGUGCUCUGCGCGAAGCAUUUUACCGGCAAAAUCUUCCCAAUGUUACUAAUCUCCUCGCUACAGUCCUGAUCUUCCUAAUUGUUAUCUACUUCCAAGGGUUCCGUGUUGUCCUCCCUGUGAGGUCAAAGAAUGCCCGUGGACAACAAGGAUCUUAUCCUAUUAAACUGUUCUACACCUCAAACAUGCCCAUCAUUCUCCAGUCUGCCCUUGUUUCCAACCUUUACUUCAUCUCUCAGUUGCUCUACAGGAGGUACAGUGGAAACUUUCUUGUAAAUCUUUUGGGCAAAUGGAAGGAGUCUGAGUAUUCAGGUGGUCAGUAUGUCCCCGUUGGCGGUAUAGCUUAUUAUAUCACCGCACCUUCAAGCUUAGCGGAUAUGGCAGCGAAUCCUUUUCAUGCAUUGUUCUAUCUUGUAUUUAUGCUAUCUGCUUGUGCACUUUUCUCCAAAACAUGGAUUGAAGUUUCAGGAUCCUCUGCCAGAGAUGUUGCCAAACAGCUUAAGGAACAACAAAUGGUGAUGCCCGGACACCGUGAAUCAAACUUGCAGAAGGAGCUGAACCGCUACAUACCUACUGCUGCAGCAUUCGGUGGCAUGUGCAUCGGUGCAUUGACAGUGUUGGCAGAUUUCAUGGGGGCAAUCGGUUCUGGAACUGGAAUCCUUCUUGCCGUCACUAUUAUAUACCAGUAUUUCGAGACUUUUGAGAAGGAGAGAGCCAGUGAGCUUGGCUUCUUUGGUUUCUAAACUCAUUAAGUUAUGACAGAAUCACUAGUAAGCAGCUAAAAAUGGCGCCAAAGCUGCCUUUACAAUUUUGUGGUAAUGAUAUAAUGAGGGGAUGUAACAAGGUCCUGUUAACACCAAAGGGCUCGAGUUCUGUAUGCUAGUUAGGUCUUUUUUAAUUCUAUCUAUAGAAUUUAUUUUCCCAAGUUUUUUUCGCGGAUCUUUGGAAUACUUUGUGAAAAGUUUAGUUGUUUAAAAUGGAAUUUACCAGGAGUUUAUUUA
Humulus lupulus (European hop) is the source of this 1883-nucleotide messenger RNA. RefSeq lists its product as uncharacterized. The coding region runs from base 195 to 1625 and encodes 476 amino acids. NCBI's taxonomy places the organism in Eukaryota, Viridiplantae, Streptophyta, Magnoliopsida, Rosales, Cannabaceae. Gene Ontology annotation, cellular component: Sec61 translocon complex; membrane. Gene Ontology annotation, biological process: post-translational protein targeting to membrane, translocation; SRP-dependent cotranslational protein targeting to membrane, translocation. The transcript is spliced from 7 exons. The record is from RefSeq and is a predicted model, not a curated record. Gene Ontology annotation, molecular function: signal sequence receptor activity; ribosome binding; transmembrane protein transporter activity.